AAUUCCCUCCAAAAGUUCACCUAGAAUGAAUUUGUGAAAUUGCGAUUCUCUUCCCUUGGCAUCCCAAAAUGCAAACUCUAACCCUUUCCAACAUGCUCCACCAGCACUUCCCUGAUGCUCUCCAUUUUUCGCUUCUCAAAUCCUCCAAAACCCACCAAGAAACCCAACAGCUCCACGCAUUUUCCCUCAAAACCGCCGUUUUCUCUCAUCCCUCACUCUCUUCUCGUCUCCUUUCUCUCUAUGCCGACCCCAACAUCAACAACCUCCGCUACGCUCGCUCCGUUUUCGAUCGAAUCCAACACCCCUCGUUGGUUCUCUGGAAUAUCAUCCUCAAAUGCUACAUACAAAACCAGCAAUCCCAUGAAGCUAUCUCCCUGUUCGUCCUUCUGCUUGGUCAUUUUCCGCCAGAUGAAUUCACGUUUCCUUGCGUGAUUAAGGCAUGUGCUAAGUUAACUGCUUUGAAAGAAGGCAAACAAAUACAUGGGUUGGUUUUGAAGCUUGGCUUCGGAUUAGAUAAAUUUGUGCAGGCUAGUUUGGUUAAUUUGUAUUCCAAGUGCGGCGAGAUUGGUUCUGGUUACACAGUGUUUGAUCAAAUGGAUGAUAAAGAUUUGGUUUCAUGGAAUUCUUUGCUUGAUGGGUAUGCAAGGUGUGGAGAAGUUAAGGCUGCCAUGAAGGUGUUUGAUGAAAUGCCUGAAAAGGAUUGUUUUUCAUGGACGGUUUUGAUUGAUGGGUUGGCGAAAUGUGGGGAGGUUGAGACUGCUAGAAAGAUAUUCGAGAACAUGCCAAAUAGGAAUUUAGUUUCGUGGAAUACUAUGAUUAAUGGGUAUAUGAAAGCUGGAGAUACUAAUUCCGCUUGUAAAUUGUUUGAUCAAAUGCCCACAAGAAAUUUGAUCACGUGGAAUUCAAUGAUAGGAGGAUUCAAAUUGAACUUGCGCUUUUUGGAAGCUUUGGAAAUGUUUGAGAGAAUGUUGGAGGAGGAAUUUAGGCCCACUCACGCUACGUUAGUUAGUGUGAUUUCUGCUGUCUCUGGAUUAGCGAGUCUUGGCACGGGAAGAUUGAUACAUUCGUAUAUUGUUAAAAAUGGAAUCGAAUUAGAUGGGGUGGUUGGGACAGUGCUGAUCGAAAUGUAUUCCAAGUGCGGAGGCAUUGAUAGUGCGGUAACUGUUUUUCGGACAAUAAGCCACAAAAAGUUGGGGCAUUGGACUGCUAUAAUUGUAGGCUUGAGUAUUCAUGGCAUGGCUGACCAUGCUCUGAAGCUAUUUCUUGAAAUGCGCAGAAUUGGUGUGAAGCCUAAUGCUAUAACUUUUGUUGGUGUGCUUAAUGCUUGUAGUCAUGUUGGAUUGAUUAACGAUGGUCACAAAUAUUUUAAUAUGAUGAUAAAUGAAUAUGGAAUUAAACCUGCUAUAGAACAUUAUGGUUGUUUGGUGGACAUAUUAUGCCGAGCUGGUUGUCUUGAAGAAGCAAAAGAUAUCAUUGAAGAAAUGCCCAUGAGACCAAACAAAGUAAUCUGGAUGACAUUGCUUAGUGGUGCUAGGAACCAUAGAAACACAAAAAUAGGUGAAUAUGCUGCUCAACAUUUGAUUGAAUUGGAUCCAGAGACUACUGGUGGUUAUGUUGUCCUUUCCAAUAUGUAUGCUGUAGCAGGUGAGUGGGAGAAAGUUUCUGAGGUAAGAGAAAUGAUGAAGAAGAGAGGAUUAAGAAAAGAUCCCGGCUGCAGUUCAAUAGAGCAUAAAGGGGUGGUUCAUAACUUUAUUGUGGGAGAUAAAUCACAUCCGCAAACAAAAGAAAUUUAUUCCAAAUUGGCUGAGAUGAGAGAGAAGUUGAAAUUGGCAGGACAUGUUCCUGACACAAGCCAAGUGUUGUUGUAUAUCGAAGAGGAGGAAGAGAAAGAAGCAGAAUUGGAAAACCAUAGUGAGAGGUUGGCUAUUGCCUUUGGUCUCAACAAUACUGAAGCUGGAUGUCCCAUUCGCAUCAUGAAGAACCUUCGUGUUUGUAGUGAUUGCCAUUCCAUCACUAAACUGCUUUCUAAAAUCUAUAGUCGUGAGAUUAUUGUGAGAGAUAAUAGCCGGUUUCAUCAUUUUAAAGAUGGAUUGUGUUCUUGCAAAGAUUUUUGGUGAUUACCUCAGAUGUUGGCUGGUAUUAUUGCCAUCUUUCAACGGAACUGAAAGGGAAGACCCUCAUGAUAACUUUAAGGUCUUCAGGCUGUGUUUUGUCAUCACGUUUGAGGGUUUAUAGAAAUGGCUAGAUAUGUUUCUUGCGCUUUAUUUAUAUCAACUAACUGAACCAGCCUCUUACUACAAAAUAAAACAUUUGCUUUAUGAUCUCAUCUCAUUUCAAGAAAGGUGCUAUUUCAGGGAAAAAGGAUAUGGAUUUAAUGAUACAACAGCUCAAAA
Messenger RNA from Gossypium raimondii (Peruvian cotton), 2393 nucleotides. Its product is annotated as pentatricopeptide repeat-containing protein At1g08070, chloroplastic. The transcript has a single exon. Gene Ontology annotation, biological process: RNA modification. Gene Ontology annotation, molecular function: RNA binding; zinc ion binding; protein binding. Lineage: Eukaryota; Viridiplantae; Streptophyta; Magnoliopsida; Malvales; Malvaceae. The record is from RefSeq and is a predicted model, not a curated record. The coding region runs from base 69 to 2117 and encodes 682 amino acids.